CGCCGCCUUAAUUCACCUACCAUCCUUCUUCUUCUCCUUUUCUCUAUUCCUCCGCCGGCUGAACCCUAGCAGUUUCUGAAUUUCUGCGGCGGCGUAUCUGUUGUAAGCAGAAUCGGCAAUGGCGCAUUCUCUACUUCAGCCAACUAGAUUGCAUUCCUCUUCAACCAGCUCUAGGCAGUUUACUCGGUCUAAUGAGAGUAAAAGAUCGUCGGCGACUAUGUUGUGUUGCUCGCGAUCCGCUCCUAUGAGACUGAGCAGUUUCUCAGGAUUGCGGCGAGCUAAUUCCGUUGACGCCAUGCUGCACCAAGGCCAGCACACGUUCCUAUCGAAGGUGGCAGCUGCAACCACCGUCAAUAGACGAGGGAGGAGUUCGCGGAUGACUCCGCGAGCCAUGUUUGAGCGCUUUACGGAGAAGGCAAUCAAGGUCAUUAUGCUGUCACAGGAGGAGGCGAGGCGUCUGGGACAUAAUUUCGUUGGAACGGAGCAGAUAUUGUUGGGGCUCAUUGGUGAGGGCACUGGACUUGCUGCAAAGACUCUUAAGGCCAUUGGGAUACACUUGAAAGAUGCCCGUAUUGAGGUGGAGAAGAUAAUUGGCCGGGGAAGUGGAUUUGUUGCUGUGGAGAUACCAUUUACCCCUCGCGCUAAGCGUGUGCUGGAACUCUCGCUUGAGGAAGCCCGUCAGCUUGGACACAAUUAUAUUGCACCAGAGCACCUGCUACUGGCAUUGCUUCGUGAGGGUGAAGGUGUUUCUGCACGUGUCCUAGAGGCUUUAGGUGCUGACAUCAGUAAUAUUCGAACUCAGGUCAUUAGAAUGAUAGGUGAGAAUCAAGAUCCUGCUACUGUUGGGGGAGGAGAUAGAAGCUCUGGCAGCAAUAUGCCCACUCUUGAGGAGUAUGGUACCAAUUUAACCAAGCUUGCAGAAGAGGGUAAAUUAGACCCAGUUUCUGGAAGGCAGGAACAAAUCGAACGCGUCGUCCAGAUUUUGGGAAGGCGCACAAAAAAUAAUCCUUGCCUUAUUGGAGAACCUGGUGUUGGGAAAACAGCUAUUGCUGAGGGUCUUGCUCAAAGAAUAGCAAAUGGAGAUGUUCCCGAGACUAUCGAGGGGAAAAAGGUGAUAACAUUGGAUAUGGGUCUCCUUGUUGCUGGGACAAAAUAUCGUGGUGAAUUUGAAGAAAGAUUAAAGAAGUUGAUGGAGGAGAUUAGGAAAAGUGAUGACAUUCUACUUUUCAUUGAUGAAGUACACACUUUGAUUGGAGCAGGAGCUGCUGAAGGGGCUAUUGAUGCUGCAAACAUCUUGAAGCCCGCAUUAGCUCGAGGUGAACUACAGUGCAUUGGGGCUACUACACUCGAUGAAUACCGAAAGCACAUUGAGAAGGAUCCUGCACUAGAAAGAAGGUUUCAACCUGUUAGGGUUCCUGAACCUACUGUAGAUGAGGCCAUUGAAAUUCUUAAAGGGCUCCGGGAGCGGUAUGAAAUACACCACAAGCUUCACUACACAGAUGAAGCUUUAGUUGCUGCAGCACAAUUGUCCCAUCAGUAUAUCAGUGACCGAUUUCUGCCUGAUAAAGCUAUUGAUUUGAUUGAUGAAGCUGGGUCCCGGGUCCGACUCCAACAUGCACAGCUUCCUGAAGAUGCAAAGGAACUAGAAAAGUUCAUCAGGGGGGUAACAAAGGAAAAGAAUGAAGCUAUUCGAAGUCAAGAUUUUGAGAAGGCUGGAGAGCUACGUGAUAGAGAAAUGGAUCUUAGGGCAAAAAUGUCCGUUCUUGUUGAAAAGAACAAGGAGAUGACCAAGGCAGAAACUGAGGCUGGGGAAGGAGGCCCUGUUGUUACUGAAGUUGACAUUCAGCAUAUCGUUUCUGCUUGGACAGGUAUCCCAGUUGAGAAGGUCUCAAUCGAUGAAUCUGGACGUCUCCUCAAGAUGGAGGAGACACUCCACACAAGGGUCAUCGGGCAGGACGAGGCUGUCAAAGCCAUUAGUCGUGCUAUUCGCCGUGCCCGGGUUGGGUUGAAAAAUCCCAACCGUCCUAUUGCUAGCUUCAUAUUUUCUGGUCCUACUGGUGUGGGGAAAUCUGAACUAGCUAAAGCCCUGGCUACCUAUUAUUUUGGAUCUGAGGAAGCCAUGAUCCGACUUGAUAUGAGUGAGUUCAUGGAGAGGCACACUGUUUCAAAGCUCAUUGGUUCACCUCCUGGAUAUGUUGGUUACACUGAAGGUGGGCAGCUAACCGAGGCUGUUCGCCGUCGUCCUUACACAGUUGUGCUUUUUGAUGAGAUUGAGAAAGCCCAUCCUGAUGUUUUCAACAUGAUGCUUCAAAUUCUUGAAGAUGGUAGGUUGACCGACAGUAAAGGUAGAACAGUAGAUUUCAAAAAUACUCUUCUGAUCAUGACGUCAAAUAUUGGAAGUAAUGUAAUAGAGAAGGGAGGCCGUCGUAUUGGUUUUGAUCUGGAUUACAAUGAGAAGGACAGCAGUUACAACCGGAUCAAGAGCCUAGUGACUGAGGAGCUUAAACAAUAUUUCAGGCCAGAAUUUUUGAAUAGAUUGGAUGAGAUGAUUGUAUUCCGACAGCUCACCAAGCUUGAAGUGAAGCAGAUAUCUGAUAUUAUGCUGAAGGAGGUGUUCAAGAGACUGGAAGUCAGGGAUAUUGAGCUUAAUGUGACCGAGAGGUUUAGAGAUAGGGUGGUUGAUGAAGGAUAUGAUCCAAGCUACGGAGCUAGACCACUCAGACGAGCUAUAAUGAGAUUAUUAGAGGAUAGCAUGGCAGAGAAAAUGCUUGCACGUGAGAUCAAAGAAGGUGAUUCAGUUAUUGUUGAUGUUGAUUCUGAUGGCAAAGUCGUAGUUCUGAAUGGUAGCAGCGGCGUUGCUCCAGAACCAUCUCCUGAACCAGUGGUAUUCUAGAUUGCACUGCUUGUUUGAUUACCUGCUGAUACGUUUCUUCUGCACAUUGCUUGUCAUUUGGAAGAUAUCAACCCAGGCCAUCAGUUAGAAGAUGAUUUAUAUGGAGUUUAGUGCGUGUUGUAGUUUUUUUUCUUGGGAGGUAAGUUCUACAUAGAAUAGAUAGCAAGGGUAUUUAAUUGUCAAUGAGAAGGAUAAUAAAACAUGGUGCCCCUGUUUCUCUCUCUCUGGAAUGUCUUGUUGGGGGCAAUGGAGAUGGAAAUGGGAUUAUUUACAUUGAUGUGGGGAUUUUGAACAAAAUAAAUGAUCAAUUUGAUUUUUGUUCA
Salvia hispanica is the source of this 3216-nucleotide messenger RNA. Its product is annotated as ATP-dependent Clp protease ATP-binding subunit ClpA homolog CD4B, chloroplastic-like. Lineage: Eukaryota; Viridiplantae; Streptophyta; Magnoliopsida; Lamiales; Lamiaceae. Gene Ontology annotation, molecular function: ATP binding; ATP hydrolysis activity; protein binding. Gene Ontology annotation, cellular component: cytoplasm. The record is from RefSeq and is a predicted model, not a curated record. Gene Ontology annotation, biological process: cellular response to heat.